Molecule: messenger RNA, 1263 nt
Organism: Camponotus floridanus (Florida carpenter ant)
Lineage: Eukaryota; Metazoa; Arthropoda; Insecta; Hymenoptera; Formicidae
Exons: 4
Coding region: 44-547 (167 amino acids)
Source: RefSeq, a predicted model, not a curated record
UUUUAAGACGUUCGACAAUUAAGAGUGGUACUUUCGUUUCACGAUGAAAAAAAGUCUAUUUUUAAUAAUAGUGCUUGGUGUAUUUUUUCUGAAAGAAUCUCUCGGCAAACCGAUAGAAAUGUUAACGAAUUCUGAUGUGCUAGAUCCAAUAACUGUGAACAAUGUAUCUGAAAUUGUUGCUACGAGAGAACAGAGAUCUCCACAAUUUGGUUUGUUAAACAAUUAUGGUGACUAUUCUGAUUACGAUGACAAUGUACGUUAUUUUCCUUUCGGAAAUAAGCGAAAGUUGCAUAAACCAUAUCAUCAUAGGCCUCAUGGAUGUCGCCGUUUCGGCUGCGAUGGAGGAUGGCAGCCGAACUAUGGUAACCAUCAUCAUACCGGACAAGGAGCAUCUUUCGCUUCAGCAUCAGCUGGAUCUAUAAGUGGAGGUGGUCCUUAUGGCGGAGGACAGAGCGGGGCUAAUGCACAGAGUGCGAGUUUUAACAUCGGGCCUUUCUCAGCUUCGUUUAGCGCUGCUCAAUCCUCUUCGGGAUACAACGGAUUUUAAAUUUUUGAAAAAACACUAGGAACUGGCCCCGAAGCAUCCCUAAUAUAUUUCGUCGCCAUCGUUUCUCAGCCAUUAUUGUGGGCCUAUUGUUUACAAACAUUCUACGUCACUAGGAACAAGUAAAUAAGCUUAACCACGGGCGCGAGACCACCCCCUUGCCUCCUGAGAUUUCCUGAGAGAGCAAGUUUCCUUUGUCCGCAUGCCAACUACCAGAUGUUCUCCAAAAUAAAACUGACAAAAAUAUCGCGAUGUAGCGCCGCGAUUCGCACACCAACAAGCGAGACGUAGGACAAACCCGAUACAAGAAGGGCAAGGAUGGAGGAAUUGGAAGAUGACAUAGGGGGGAGAAGACGCCGGGUCGCGAGACGAAGGGUCUUUAGAUAAACGGCACAAAGGAUAAGAAAGCCAAAGGGAGGAGGAAGACCCUGUAAAAGAGCGAGGACCUGAAAUCAAGAUCCGAAAAGUCCCGUGCAAUGACCGGACGAACAGCAUGCAUCCUUCGCCGGUGCAGCAUCCUCCGCUUUAGGAUACUCUCUCCUCUUGUCUUCGCUCUCUUUUCUCAGACAGCCCUAUCGAGAACGAAUGCGCGAAUCUUCAACGAAACGCAAAUUAUUUAUUUAUUAUUUUAUGAAAAAUAAAAAAUGAAAAUUAAACGAUUGAUAUUAUGUUUAAUGUGUUUAUUUAAAAUUUUCUUUAUAUUUUACUUAGAACCAUUU